AUGGCUUCUGAGUGGAUCGAACAUCAGGCAGGGCUGGCCACGGCUUGGUCGGAUCGGCUUGGCUGGCGGCCGAGCCCAAAGCUGGGGCGAUCGCCAAUCCGUCAGAAUGCUCGAGGAGCUGAGACCGAGCCCGGCUUCUUCGCGAAUCAACGGCGCGGGAGCACGGGCAGCGUGCGAGAACGCAGCCUCAGAGCCUCGCGCUCGCCAGAGCGUGUUUCAGUCACGCAGUUCGUACCGGACUUCGAGGGUAGCCGCAGCCCAGAGCGCUCCCGAGAGCCACGGCGGGAGCUGCGGGAGCUGCAGCGCCCUGUGGCAGCGGGUCCCCGUGGCUCCCUGGGCUCGCUGGUUCCUGUGGGGAAGCCGCUGGCACCCCUAAGAAGGGAACGAAGAAGACCCACGGCUGAUCGUCUCAAUGACUUC
Messenger RNA from Symbiodinium pilosum, 420 nucleotides. NCBI's taxonomy places the organism in Eukaryota, Dinophyceae, Suessiales, Symbiodiniaceae. The record is from the annotation of a GenBank genome assembly.